AUGGCCCUCCCCCGUUACAGUACUCUUCCGUUACGACCCUCUCCCGUUAAAGCCCUCUCCAGUUACGACACUUCCCGGUUACGACCCAUCCCCGUUAUGGCCCUCCCCCGUAACAGUCCUCUCCCAUUACGACCCUCUCCCGUUAAAGCUCUUUCCAGCCCUAGCCCGUUACGGCCCUCUCCCGUUACAGCCCUAGCUCGUUACGGCCCUCUCCCAUUACGGCCCUCCCCCGUUACGGCCCUCUACCGUUACGGCCCUCUGGUGUUACGACCCUCUCCCGUUACAGCCCUCUCCGGUUACGGCCCUCUCCCGCUACCACCCUCCCCCGUUACGGCCCUCUCCCGAUACGGCCCUUCACCAUUACGGCCCUCUCCCGUUACGGCCCUCUCCCAAGACGACUCUCCAUCGUUAAAGCCGUAG
This is a messenger RNA of Mya arenaria, 420 nucleotides long. RefSeq lists its product as uncharacterized. NCBI's taxonomy places the organism in Eukaryota, Metazoa, Mollusca, Bivalvia, Myida, Myidae. The coding region runs from base 1 to 420 and encodes 139 amino acids. The record is from RefSeq and is a predicted model, not a curated record. The transcript has 2 exons.